This is a messenger RNA of Mucor mucedo, 527 nucleotides long. Its product is annotated as Tim10/DDP family zinc finger protein. Bases 145 to 411 code for a protein of 88 amino acids. NCBI's taxonomy places the organism in Eukaryota, Fungi, Mucoromycota, Mucoromycetes, Mucorales, Mucoraceae. The transcript has 4 exons. The record is from RefSeq and is a predicted model, not a curated record.
GGGCGCAUCGUGACCGUCUUUGUGACGUAAAUCACUUUUUUGAAGGGAAAAAAAAAAAUAUGCUUUUUUUUUUUUACUACACCCGCUUUUUUUUUUUUUUUAUAACCCUUGUUCAUCGACAACUUUUUUUUAUAUAUAAACAAUAUGGAUUUCUCUCGUUUCAACCAAGCUGAACAAGCUCAAAUUGGUGCCAUGAUUGAGCACAAGCAGAUGAAGGAUUUCAUGAGACUUUACAGUAACUUGGUUCAACGUUGUUUCGAUGAUUGUGCCAAUGAUUUCACCAGCAAGUCUUUGACCAGCAAGGAGGAGGGUUGCGUGAACAAGUGUGCCGACAAGUUCUUGAAGCACUCUGAAAGAGUGGGUUCUCGUUUCGCUGAACUCAGUCAAAACAUGGCUGCUCCUGGAAAUUAGAUUGGAGAAAAAGAUACUGAUAUGCGUUAUUUUAGAUAAUAAAAAGAAAAAGAAAAAAAAAACGUAAAGGGUAUAAGGAGAGAGAGAGAGAGAGAGAGAGAGAGAGAAAUGCAUAU